Syzygium oleosum is the source of this 3738-nucleotide messenger RNA. Its product is annotated as tRNA wybutosine-synthesizing protein 2/3/4. Gene Ontology annotation, biological process: tRNA methylation. The transcript is spliced from 10 exons. Gene Ontology annotation, molecular function: protein binding; tRNA methyltransferase activity. Gene Ontology annotation, cellular component: cytoplasm. The record is from RefSeq and is a predicted model, not a curated record. NCBI's taxonomy places the organism in Eukaryota, Viridiplantae, Streptophyta, Magnoliopsida, Myrtales, Myrtaceae. Bases 34 to 3192 code for a protein of 1052 amino acids.
GAGAGGGAGAGGAGGAGAGCGCCGCCGCCGCCGAUGGAGUUCGAGAGGAGGAAAGCGACGACGCUCGCGUCCCUCGGCCGCUCCGACGCCGACAGGUCGCCGAAAGGCUCGCUGGACGCUCCCAUCGUCCCCCUCCUCGCCACCAUCAACCGCCACCCUUCAUACUACACCACCAGCUCCUGCAGCGGCCGCAUCUCCAUCCUCUCCCAACCUCCCCCCGCCGCCGCCGCCGCCGCCGCCAAGAACAAGAAGGCCCGCGGCGGGACCUGGCUCUACAUCUCCCACGACCCCGCCGAUCCCGACUCCGUGCUGUCCUCGCUCUUCCCCGCCGAGCCGGGCCGAGCCGGCUCGUCCGAGCUGGUGUUUCGGUUCGAGCCGCUCAUCGUGGCGGUCGAGUGCAGGGACUUGAGCUCGGCGCAGCUGCUGGUGUCCACCGCCAUCGCCUGCGGGUUCCGGGAGUCGGGGAUCACGAGCGCGAGCACGAGGGUGAUCGUCGCCGUCCGGUGCUCGAUCCGGAUGGAGGUGCCGCUGGGAGACGCGCGGGAGAUCGUGGUGCCGCGCGAGUACGUGAAGUUCCUCGUCGGGGUGGCGAACGAGAAGAUGGAGGCCAACAGGAGGAGGACCGAGAAGUUUCAUCAAGCGUUGCGGAGGAUGUGGAGUUCGGAGGGCGAAGUGAAUGGUGCUGGUGAUGAGAAGACCGAGAGUUUGUCAAGGAAUGCUGAGAGUUUAAAAGAGUGUGAGUGUGAGAGUGUUACUUGUGUUGGGAGUUCAGAAGCUGGUGCUACUUUGGAUGGAAAUGCCAGAGAUGGGCCUACAGUGCAUCAGGAUUGCAGCUUGUCUAUUACUCCCCUGAAAAUUCUGGGUGAACCUCAGGAGAAACUAUUCCUCUGGGGUCACUCUGCCUGCACAGUGGAUUGGAAAAACCGUGAAGAACUUCUUGUUUUUGGUGGUUUUGGAGGAAUGGGAAGGCAUGCAAGAAGAAAUGACUGUUUACUUCUUGAUCCAUCGUCCUGCACAUUAGAGACUAUUGCUGUUAGAAGUGCUCCAUCUCCACGAAUGGGCCAUACAGCAACAUUGGUUGGAGAUCAAAUGUUUGUCAUUGGUGGCCGGACUGAUCCAUUAAAUAUUCUAAGUGAUGUAUGGGUCUUCAACACAACUACUAAUGAAUGGAAAUUGUUAAACUGCAAUGGUCAUGUGUUUCCUCCAAGGCAUCGCCAUUCAGCGGCAGUUUUAGGUUCGAAGAUUUUUGUAUAUGGUGGACUGAACAAUGAAUCAAUCUGUUCAUCCUGCUUUGUCUUGGAUACAAGCAAUUUAUGCUGGGAAGAGUGGGCUGUAGGUGGGGAUCAGCCGUGUCCUCGUCAUUCACACUCUAUGGUGGCAUAUGGAUCAAAGGUUUUCAUGUUUGGAGGAUAUGAUGGUGAAAAAGCAUUGGGAGAUUUGUACAGCUUUGACAUUCAGGCAUGUGCUUGGCAAAGGGAGAAGACAUUGGGCAAAGGACCACAUGCUAGGUUCUCUCAUUCAAUGUUUGUCUACAAGCAUUAUAUAGGCAUCAUUGGUGGUUGUCCUGUCAAACAGCAUCUUCAAGAGUUGUCACUGCUUGAUCUGCAGCUGCAAAGCUGGAAGCGUGUGACACUCAAUUCGGUCAGCAGAUAUUUGUUCGUGCGUACUACAGUGAACAUCGUUGGUGAUGAUCUUGUCGUGAUGGGGGGUGGGGCAUCUUGUUAUGCAUUUGGAACAACGUUUAGUGAGCCCAUGAAAAUUAACCUGCACCAUUUAGAUAGCUCAAGUCACAGUAUGCUGUCCAGUGGAGACAAGCACCCUUUCCGUCAAGGAGAGGUAGCCGAGGAAACACAUGGUCGGUGUCAGGGUCAAGGUCUACAACGUAAGCAUGCUCAAAGUUUAGGUGAAAAUUCUGACUUAAAGUUUGAAGAAGCAAUUAAUUUGGUAGGACCUCGGACAAAUCCCAUGCAUUGGCUUCUACAAGUUGAAAGAAACCGUGCAAAGCUAGCAAAGGACUUAUUGAAGAAGUUUGGAUGGUUGGACAUGGGGAGGAAGGUAUAUACCAGUGAGGAUGGGAUGCAUAUUUGUUUCCCCGUGACUGAAAAAUUUCAUGCUCUGUAUGAGAAGCAGGAACAUGGAGCAGAUGUUUUUGAGGAGCUAAAUGAGCUGUGUUCUUCAAAACAAUCGGUAGAAUCAGAUGUCUUGUUGAAUCAGAAUACCUGGUCAGCUGCCUGGAAUCUUUUGAAGCAAGCUGGUGCAACUGUGCUGGUUGAUAGAGUUGGAGAAGUCAGAAAAGUUGCUAGAUCUCCAUAUGCUGUGAUGAGGGAAGCGGUUGCGGUGCUACUUAAGCAGAGAGGGUUAUCGGAAGAACUUCUUGAGCAGCUUCCCACAAGAUGGGAACGGCUGGGAGAUAUUGUUGUUCUUCCAGAAGCAUCCUUCAAGGAUCCAAUUUGGGAGACAAUUGGUGAGGAGCUCUGGCCCGUUAUUGCCAAAGUCCUCAAUACUCGUCGCCUUGCUCGCCAAGGCUAUGUUGCACGUACUUCUACGAGGGACAGUGCUCUGAAGAUCCUAUCUGGUGAUGAUGGUUGGGUUGCCCACCGUGAAAAUGGUAUCUUGUAUUCUUUUGAUGCUACUAAGUGCAUGUUCUCGUGGGGCAAUCUUUCCGAAAAGUGUCGCAUGGCUCGUCUAGAUUGUCGAGGCGAAGUUGUUGUUGAUUUGUUCGCUGGAAUUGGAUACUUUGUGUUGCCCUUCCUUGUUAGGGCUCAGGCUAAGCUAGUAUAUGCCUGUGAAUGGAACCCUCAUGCCAUUGAGGCACUACGUCACAAUUUGCAGGCCAAUUCAGUUAUAGAUCGCUGUGUCGUUCUUGAAGGAGAUAAUCGGAUCACAGCACCCAAGGGAAUUGCUGAUCGAGUGUGUCUUGGUCUCCUUCCUUCGAGUGAGGGCAGCUGGGUAACUGCUAUAAGGUCAUUAAGGAAGGAAGGCGGGAUGCUACAUGUGCAUGGAAAUGUGAAAGAUUCAGAGGAGAGUACAUGGGCUGAGUACGUUUCACGAUCAUUGCAUGAAAUUGCUAAAUCUGAAGGAUAUCCUUGGGAAGUUGUAAUAGAACACAUGGAGAGAGUGAAGUGGUAUGCGCCACACGUUCGCCAUCUUGUUAUCGACGUCAGAUGCAGACAUAUUCAGAGUUCGUCAUGAUUGCUCAAGCAAGUCAAUGACCUCCAAGAAACCUCAACAAAGGUGAUGAUUGUUGGCGAAAACUAUUGCAUUUUUAGCACCAAAACUUUCGAUAUAUUCUAGAGGAACAAGAUGCAUCGGAAACUUUGAACUAGACAUAAACAGAGUUUGAAGAAGGGAAUGCUGCUCAACACGGGAGAGACAUGGAGGCCUGUAGGGUUUCGAAGGAAAAGGAUUUGCUGCACAAGACAUCUUCAUUCGCUCUAUUGGAUUUGACAAGUAUCACAACAAGAAAAACGCCCCGGGGCAACGGAUGAUAAAAUGUUCAGUAAGCAAAAGCGAUGCUCGAAGUAUUAUACAACUUCUGUGUCAAGGUGAACUUCACGAGCCCUCGACUAUUGGCAAGAGAGUAAAUCGGAACUCCUAACGGUUGCCGGCUAACUUCAACUCCGUUAUCGAUGUUUCAUAUUUCCCGCUAACGCCGCUUAAUGCCGCGAUUAGGGCUCUUUUUUUUAUACAUGUCAAAACUUGAUUAGUCAGCUAUUUCAACUUUGUUAUUCAGAUGUC